Penaeus monodon (black tiger shrimp) is the source of this 540-nucleotide messenger RNA. RefSeq names its product exosome complex component RRP46-like. Gene Ontology annotation, biological process: U4 snRNA 3'-end processing; poly(A)-dependent snoRNA 3'-end processing; rRNA catabolic process. The record is from RefSeq and is a predicted model, not a curated record. Lineage: Eukaryota; Metazoa; Arthropoda; Malacostraca; Decapoda; Penaeidae. The coding region runs from base 1 to 516 and encodes 171 amino acids. The transcript has 4 exons. Gene Ontology annotation, cellular component: cytoplasmic exosome (RNase complex); nuclear exosome (RNase complex); nucleolus.
AUGGGUGGUUUCUGCCGUCUUUGUGUCUCCAAUACAUCUGGCUUACUUAAAAAUAUAUUUACAGUGAUAGGAGAAAGAGCAUUGGAAGCUGUUAUUGCAAGGACUAUAGAACAAGUUGUUCUUGUUCAUUUACACCCAAGAACAGCAAUCAAUGUUACUAUCCAAGAGAUGCAGUCAGAUGGACUUGCUCUCUCAACAAGUGUGAAUGCUGCUUGUAUGGCUCUAAUGGAUGCAGCUAUUCAGAUGAAUAACACCUUUGCUGCAGUCACAUGCUGUAUUACAGGAGAUGACAUCAUAAAGAUUGAACCCACAGAAGCUGAGAUUAAGGAGAGUGUAGCAGUUGCCACAUUUGUUUUUGAAGGUUUGGGUCUCAAGGUCUUGUCAGCCCAUCAGGAAGGUCGUUUGAAUGAAGAAACAUUCCAGUCCUGCCUUAGUAAGUGUCAGAUUGCAGCGAAAGAUGUCUUCAAUUUCUAUAGACAAACCAUGGAGAAAAAGUACAAAGAUGACAUAUACUAAUAAAAACUCAUGAAUUGAUUUUUA